Messenger RNA from Fusarium mangiferae, 1248 nucleotides. RefSeq lists its product as uncharacterized. The transcript has 2 exons. NCBI's taxonomy places the organism in Eukaryota, Fungi, Ascomycota, Sordariomycetes, Hypocreales, Nectriaceae. The record is from RefSeq and is a predicted model, not a curated record. The coding region runs from base 1 to 1248 and encodes 415 amino acids. Gene Ontology annotation, molecular function: iron ion binding; 2 iron, 2 sulfur cluster binding.
AUGUCAACUGCGAAUAAGCUCAAGGUGAACGUCGAGAGCGACAACUUCACCGAAACAAGCCACCGAAGUCCCGUCCGUGCUCUCCCUUCAACAUGGUACAACUCUCCUGAGAUGUAUGAGCUCGAGAAGCGUGCCAUCUUCUCCAAGAAGUGGCUGCUUACUACCCAUCAGAACCGUUUUCCUAAGGCUGGUGAUUGGAUGAAGUUCAACACUACCGGCUACGAGUUCGUCAUUGCCCGUGAUCGAAAGGGAAACCUCAACGCCUUCCAUAACAUCUGCCGUCAUCGCGCUUUUCCUGUCGUUCAAGGUGGACAGCAAGGCAACUCUUCCAUUUUUGCAUGCAAGUACCACGGUUGGUCUUAUGGACUGAGUGGCAACCUCGCCAAGGCACCCAAUUAUGAUCAGCUCGAGAACUUUGACAAGAGCAAGAACGGUCUUUUCAAGAUCCAUCUGAAGGUCGAUGCGUAUGGCUUUGUUUGGGUCAACCUCGACAGCUCUGAGAACCCGGAACCAUGGACUCGAUACUUCGAGGGUAUUGAUCAGCAAGAGCGUCUUGAGAAGGUCAACUGGGAUGACUACACUCUGGACAAUGAAUACAGCAUGGAGGGUGAAUAUAACUGGAAGAUCUUGGCGGACAACUUCAACGAAUGCUAUCACUGUCCCACGACCCAUCCCGAUCUUCCUACCCUUGCAGACCUCGGAAAGACAAAGUGCGACACCGGCGAGGGAUGGAUCAAGCACUCGAGCAUUCAGACUGAAGAGCAGAAGAAGAGCGGAAUGCAACUCGCAAGCACAUACUUCUACCCCAGUGCUUCAGUAGUCGUCCUUCCUCACUUUAUGAUGAUCCAGCGUUUCAUGCCACUUGGACCUACCACCUCUUCUAUGCACUAUCAAAUAUUCCGCAACAAGAACUCAUCCGAAGAGGACUUCCAUAAUAUUGCCGAUCUCUAUGCACGCGUUGUCUCGGAAGAUAAGGACUUGUGUAUUGGCGCCCAGAAGAAUCUCAAUGCAGGCAUCUUCGUUAGUGGAGAGUUGCAUCCACGACUGGAACAUGGUCCACUAUCAUUCCAAGAAUCUCACCGACAGGCAAUUCACGAGCAUGCCAAGCUUGAGAGGGAAGCAGGCAGGCAAAUCUGGCCCGCAAGACAGCAGUUGCCAUCAAAUGAGGCUGCUGAGGCUAACAAGGAGGACGAAGCACUGUGUUCGAGCUUGUCUUGUGGUGGUAUCCAGGAGGUGUUGGCUUGGUAA